CUGAUGACAUUUGGUUUGGGUCCUAAUUGUCUCUGGCAUAAACUCAGACAACUACCGGUAUUAUCCCGUUGCCUACGUCACCAGUUUUUACCGAAUGCGAUGGAACAGCGUGGAAUGAAAAUCUUCAAAUCUUUCUAGCGGUGGCUGAAAUUCACAAACAACAGAUGAAGAUGUCUUAUCCCUUGCAAUCACUUGCUCGAUGUGUGCUACUUGUUCUCCUUGUAAGCCACUGCCAAGGAGCCAGGCAGGGCCAGGAUCUCAAAUGUGGAGCAUGUAGGGCCAUGGUGGAUGAGAUGGAGUGGGCGAUAUCCCAGGUGGAUCCUAAGAAAAUGAUCCAGACAGGGUCUUUUAGAAUCAACCCAGAUGGUAGCCAGUCUAUUCGAGAGGUUCCCUUCGCCCGCUCGGAAGGUAACCUCCUAGAGCUGAUGGAGGAGGUGUGUGAGCAGAUGAAGGAUUACGGGGAACGUGUGGACCCCACCACCAGCAGGAAGACCUACGAAAGGGUCACGUCUCGGAAUGGCAAAUCCAUGGACCUCUCAGAGGCUAAACUGGAUUCCAGAGUCACAUCCAGCCUGAAAUAUGCUUGUGAGACCAUCGUUGAACAACAUGAAGAUGAGGUCAUCGAAUUCUUUGCACAUGAAACGGACAACGUCAAAGACAAACUCUGCAGCAAGAGAACAGACCUUUGCGACCAUGCUCUGCAAAUCCCUCAUGAUGAGCUAUAAUUCCGUCGUGCACUGGACGCAGCUCAGCUAUACGCACAUCUAACUUCCACUGCGUUACAAUGGGGACGGGGACUAUCCGGAGUAGCUCCAGCACCAGGUGCUUAGGGAUGAGGGGAGGAGAGGAUUGUACGACCAAUAGAACAAUCUUGUAAUGUGUAUUACUGCAAUGAAGUGCUGUUUGUCUUACACACAGCUGUAGUAACAACAAAUCACGCUGGAUGAUUUCACGAGUUUUAACUCACGCUUACUCUUGAAGCAGAAUGGUGAAUAAAAUUCUCGAACAAUAGUUAGAUACUGUAAUUGUCCAACAGUUGCUGAUCUUGUUAUGCUUGUUGCUUUGAUUCAUUGUAUUCUGUGAAUGGAAAGGUUCGAUUACACUUUCUUAAGCAACUCCAAUUCAUUUUCUAUUUUGUGUAAUCAUCUUGUCACUGUCAUCUGUUUUUCAUACUUUGAUGGAAAUAUAUUUCUACAACAA
Messenger RNA from Salmo salar (Atlantic salmon), 1200 nucleotides. Its product is annotated as protein canopy homolog 2. The record is from RefSeq and is a predicted model, not a curated record. Gene Ontology annotation, cellular component: endoplasmic reticulum. NCBI's taxonomy places the organism in Eukaryota, Metazoa, Chordata, Actinopteri, Salmoniformes, Salmonidae.